UUCAGGCUUGUGAACCCCGUUUUGUUUCCGUUAUUGCAGCGAGCCAUCUUACUUCAGACGCCGAUCAUUACUUCUUCUAGUAAUUUCAGUGGUAUCAUAUCGUGAAAGAACAUAAGGUUUUGGUGAUAGAGACAGCGUUGUUUUACGUGCAUUCAGUAUGGUAGGGACAAGGGUCUAUGUCGGUGGGCUUCCAUACGGCACCAGGGAAAGAGACCUUGAGAGAUUUUUCAGAGGCUACGGUCGAUUCCGUGAUGUCCUCAUCAAGAAUGGUUACGGCUUUGUUGAAUUUGACGACUAUAGGGACGCAGACGACGCCGUGUACGAGCUUAAUGGAAAGGAGCUGCUAGGAGAAAGAAUUACUGUAGAGAGGGCCCGGGGGACACCUAGGGGUAGUGACCAGUGGCGCUAUGGUGACUCCCGUGGUGGUUAUGGGGACUCGAGGCGAUCUGCCCGAGACGAUAUGCGGCACGACAGAGAUAGUGUGAACAGAAACACGAGGACCGCAUCUAGCUACAAGCAAUCAUUGCCCAGAUAUGGACCACCCACACGCACCGAGUAUCGGCUCACCGUGGAAAAUCUCUCGAGUCGCGUCAGCUGGCAGGAUUUGAAGGAUUAUAUGAGACAGGCUGGAGAAGUGACGUACGCAGAUGCACACAAGCAACGCAGAAAUGAAGGAGUUGUAGAAUUCGCAACAUAUUCAGACUUGAAGAACGCUAUCGACAAAUUGGACGACACAGAACUGAACGGACGUAGGAUUAGGCUUAUCGAAGACAAAAGACGUGGUCGUCGCUCAAGGUCAUCCAGUUCGAGGUCGAGAUCACGAUCACGAUCACGAUCUCGUCGCCGAUCCCGCUCCCGCUCAAGGUAUUAUCGUCGUUCUCGAACCCGGUCAAGGAGUCGUCGCAGCACUCGUAGCCGUAGCCGCCGCAGCAGCCGCUCCAAAUCAAGGGCACAUUCAAAAUCCAAAUCAAAGUCCAAAUCCAAAUCCCCCGAGCGUAGCCGCUCGCGUUCCAAAUCCAAAUCAAGAGACCGCUCAAAGUCGAAAUCUAAGUCAAAGUCCAAAUCCAGAUCUCGUUCUAGGUCCAAGGCCGAGAGGUCAAAGUCCAGGUCGCAGUCCAAAUCCAAAGCCAAGUCUCCCUCAAAUUAUUCUUACAGAGACAGAUCUAGUCGCGAAAGAUCAAGAGGUGAUAGAUCAAGAUCCAGAUCGGGCAGCAAACAUAGCAAAAGCCGUAGCCGCUCACGUUCGCCAAUGAACGGGGACAAAUCACCAGAAAAUAACAAAAUGAAAGCUGAUUAAGGGAGCGAAGGGGAGCGAAUGGAAUGAAUGAAAGGGAUUAAUGGGAGUGAAGCUUGCAAAAGUUUCUCUUUUAAUUUCCUUCUUUUUCUACAUUAAAUACAUUCAAGAAGCCAAUUUCAUCAUGCCUUGAUUUAAGACGUCAAUUUUUAUGACACUACUUGUAAUUAACAUAAUUAUACAUCGUUUUAUGAUAAGUGAAAUUCUAAAAAUCACUAAAGAAGUAUAAAAAUUUGAAAAAUACAUGUAAUUUUGACGAUCGGCUUAAGAAUAAUUAAUUUAUACAUGGGUUAUUUACCGAACCAAUUGUGGUACGUUGGUUUCACUAUAAUUUUAAUUAUAUAUUGUACACAUCCUUCUGAACACGACUCGCAUUUAGAAAAAUAAGAUGUCUUCAUACGUACCUUAAACGGAUUCUACACGUUUUCGAUGUAUCUCCGUAUAUCGAGGAUUUCCUGUAAUGGCUUUUUGUAUAUAUUCCUAACAAUCACACAUUACAAUGUGGAAAAAUAUGUGAUGUGUAUUAAAUUUAGUGGUAAGAGGUAUCUUAUUGUCAAUAAAAAUUCAUGCCAAGCCUA
This is a messenger RNA of Hylaeus volcanicus, 1872 nucleotides long. It is a transcript of the gene B52, whose product is annotated as serine-arginine protein 55. NCBI's taxonomy places the organism in Eukaryota, Metazoa, Arthropoda, Insecta, Hymenoptera, Colletidae. Gene Ontology annotation, biological process: alternative mRNA splicing, via spliceosome; mRNA splice site recognition. Bases 158 to 1297 code for a protein of 379 amino acids. Gene Ontology annotation, molecular function: mRNA binding. The transcript is spliced from 12 exons. The record is from RefSeq and is a predicted model, not a curated record. Gene Ontology annotation, cellular component: nucleus; ribonucleoprotein complex; cytoplasm.